AUGGCCAGAGUGGUGAGUGCAGAAGACUUCAGUGGCUUACGCCCCUACUCUCAUGGAAUCAGAUUUACUGCAAGACCACAGUCUACACCAGGCAGAGCAUCAUCAUGCAGAAGCAGGCAAAGCGCAAUGAAAUCGGCCUCAUCUACAUCUGUGCGCUCUGUCCCAGAUCCCACACUGUCCUCCUCAGACAUUGAGCAGAUUUUACUUAAAAGGACAGCUGAAAAAGAAGGUGAACUUAAAAAAGCAUUUCAGACAAUUGACAUUGAUCACACCCUAACAGUCACAAAAGGCGAAUUCAGGAGAGUGAUUGAAAUCUUUCUUUUUCCUCUGACACAAGCACAGUUUGAUUCUGUGCUGGCACAGAUUCCGAUGACUAGCAAAGUUACUGUACCAUAUCUUGACUUCCUGGCAAAGUUCACUAGGGUUGCCAAAAGUACCAAUAUGCAAAGAAGAUGGAAUGAUAGCCAAGACAGCCAAACCAUGACAUUAAGUCAGCUGGAGUCCCUCUUAAAGGAAAAGAUUUCAAAGAAUUUGAAAAGCAUCCUCAAGACCUGUAGACUUUUUGACUAUAACCGAACAGGACAAAUACAGCGGCAUGAGCUAAGACAGAUUCUUGAGAUCAGUUGUUUCAAGAUGAAGGAUGCAGAGUAUGAAAAACUGUGGAAUCAUUCCUGUGUUGGUAAAACGAAUACAUUGGAUUAUAAAGAAUUUCUGAAGAACCUUGGUAUACAUAUGGGUACAAUUAAGAAAAAUGCAACAGAAAACCAAUGCCUAGCACCGAACUGGCAGGAGACACAAGAGAAGAUGCCAAAACAGAAUAAACUGUCACUACAGACUUCACCAGCUGAGUGUAGUGUGAUAGAAUGCACACUAGAUGACAUUGAGAUGGCUUUUAGGAAAAAGCUGCACUCAGCCUAUCAGGACAUUGAAAAAGCCUUCAGAGCAUUUGAUGUUAGUCAGAGUGGAUUUGUGUCUUUGGAUUACUUAAAGUCAGUCAUAAAUGGCUUUAUAUUUCCAUUACCAAAUGGAACUUUUCAAGAGCUAAUGAGUAGAUUUGGAUUUAAAGCCACAGGUAAAAUUGCUUGGCAUCAAUUUUUAGAGAAAUUUCAGGACCCUGUGACAUAUGAAAAUGGACAGACACUUCCUAUAAGAAAAAAACACAGAGUAAACCCAAUCAGAGGAAUGGAUGAAGCUUUCUCAAGUGACAGUGUCCUUCUAAAGCUGCACAGACACAUCCAAAAUGCAUAUCCAUCACUGAAGCAGGCAUUUCUCAUGAUUGAUACAAAACAAGAUGGAAAGAUCACAAGAAAUGAGCUUCGUCGCAUUUUGGACUGCAUCCUAUUUCGAAUAAGUGACAAGGACUUCCAAGACCUAAUCAAGAUAAUUGAUCCAGAACACACUGGGUACCUCAGCUACCAUAAAUUUUUAGACUUGUUUGAAGAAAAGGAAUCUCUAAUGGGUCAUAAAUGGCUUAAUGGAACAAAGGAAAUUAAGAAGUCACCUUCUCUUGUUCUAGCUUGGGAUACUGUGGAAGACAUUCUUUCGGAUAAAAUCAUGGAAAAUUGGAAAGACUUCCACAGGGCUUUGCAGACCUGUGAUCCUAAAUGUACAGGCAUUAUUAGCAGAAAUCAGCUAAGAAAAAUUGUACAGAUAUAUUGUCCCUCUUUGUCCGAUGAACAAUUUACAAAGCUAUGCCAUAAAUUUCAGGAUAUUUCUUCUGAUAGGAUCCUUUACAGAAUGCUUUUGGAGAGCUUAGGAGUUGCUGUUUUACCUGGUGACUUAACUGGUAUUAGCACACAGAUCUCAAAGGGAAGUCAACAGAGAGAAGAAAAAAGACAAACAGAUCUUUCAGAAAGAAUGAAACAGAUUGAAGAUCAGGCCAAUAAGCAUACCAAGAAUAGAACUGUUGAUGAAGUAAUUGAAAGGCUCCAGGACAGUGUGAUACAACAGGAAGCAACUAUUAAAGACAGCUUUCUUGCCUACAACAAGCAACCAAAUGGAAAAAUUAGUAAAGAUGAUUUCCGGAAGGUGUUGGAAGAUCUUGGGAUGCCAAUGGAUGAUAGCCAGUUUAAUUUACUGACUGAGAAAUUAGCAUUCCCAAAUGGAGGGCUGAGUUAUCUUGAUUUUGUAGCAGUAUUUGAAGAUCCCAGAUUGAAUGGACCAGGAGCUACAUUAUAUUGCAGUCCAAACCACCGAGUAAAUAGCACUAAAUUUCACUACAUGACUGCUGAAGAAUGUCUAAGUCAAUUUAAUGAUAAGCUGAUGGAAGGAUAUGGGGACACCUACUCUGCCUUCCAUAAAACAGAUAGUAACCGUGAUGGUAUCAUCAACAUGCUUGAUUUUCGACGCCUCCUGGAGAGCUUUGUGUUCAUCCUUAGAGAUGAGGAGUACUCACGCCUGCUUGGUAUAUUGGGCAUGAACCUGAACUCUACAUUAAAUUACCAGGAAUUCCUUCAACUUUUCCAGACCCAAGAAACAAAAGAGGCACAUCCUUGGCUGAAUCCAUCUCACAAACCAAAACAGACAAUACCGGAUGCAGAACUAGCUUGUGAUCAGGCUCAUUACUAUCUUGUUAUCAAAGCACAGACCAGAUGGCAUGACCUAGCAAGGACUUUCCGUGAGUUUGAUAGUGAAGGCAAUGGAAUUGUGAAGCCAGAGGAUUUGAGAGCUGUCUUGUUCAGAUUUGCCAUUCCAAUCACCCCAAAAGAAUUUGAAAAGCUUUGGGCAAGGUAUGAUACAGUUGCAAAAGGCUACCUUACUCAUCAAGAAUUUCUACAGAAAUUGGGGUUAGAGUUUGCACCCGCUCACACUGGACUAAGCAGACAUAUUGUGGAAGACAAUUAUGCAAGUUUGAUGGAGCAUUACAGUAAUCAGCAAAAGAAGCAUUUGGAGAUGGAAGAGCAGCAGAAACAGCAAACUAAAGCCCUACAUGUCAGUGAGAUUAAAAAGCAGAUCAAGGAUAAAUUUAGGGACUACUUCCAAGACUUCAACAAGGCCUUUUAUAAACUGGAUAAAAAUAAAGAUGGCUAUAUAACAGUAGAUGACCUAUGUAGGAUGCUGCAAGAAUUCAACUAUUAUCUUGAUGAUGAACAGUUCAACAAUCUUCUAAACAGCUUAGGAAUCAGUAUUCAUGACAGCAGGCUCUCUUAUUUUGAUUUCCUGAGAGCGAUUGAUGAUGGCAGAGCAUCUAAAUACCAGCAGAGACAAAAGCAUGCUGCACCACCUGCAAGCUUUGCAAUGCUCAGUUUAGAAAAGACCCUAAUUAAGAUAAAAGAAAUAGUUACAUCUUCUUAUGAUUUGUUAUACAAGGCAUUUUCUCUGUUUGAUAAAGAAGGCACUGGGACAGUUAAAGCACUGGAAUUCCGCCAGGUACUUGACCAUUUCUGCUUUAAACUAUCGGAUAGGCAAUUCAGGCACCUACUCAAGAAGCUAAGGAUUUAUGAAAAUCAUACAGUAGACUGGAAAUUUUUCAUGAAAAAUAUUAAUCUCCUCUUAGAGACUGAGGAAGGGCAGAAAGUCGCUCAGCCUAAAUCUUCUCAGGAGCUGUCAAAGAAAGAAAUCCUUACGCGUAUACAAGAAGUAGUGACUGCUCGCUUUAAUACCAUUGCACAAGAGUUCAAAGAUAUCGAUUGUGAGAAAGUUAAUACAGUAUCAAAAGAGGACUUCCGGGGUAUUUGCAACCGUCACUUUCUGCUUCUGACAGACGAACAAUUUGAAAACCUCUGGAAUACAGUGCCUGCUGAUGCCAAUGGAAAACUGAAGUACUGUGAUUUUUUGAAGAAGUUCAAUUCCGAAGUAGUGACAAUGCCAUCAGAUACUCCAGCCACGAACAAUGCUGCAUUUUCUUCCAAGCCCGCUACCCCUGCUGAGCCUGGGUCACGGUUACCUUCUCAGCCUUCACGUCCCAAGACAGCAUCUUCUCCUUUAGGUCAAGUAAAAACUCCAAUGUCCAGCCGGCCUCGUACUGCAAUGGCAUGGUCCCCACCUUUACUGAACUGCGAACCAAUAGAAAAUAAAAUAAGAAAGAUCAUUCAACAUUCCUGGAGAGAAAUACUGAAAGACUGUAGAGAGAAGGAUGUUGACCGGCUAGGAGAAAUCUCAACAUCCGAUUUCUUAGCCAUUGCAGAGAAGUUCAGUUUGGAUUUAAGUAAAGAAGAGAUUAGCCAAAUAGCAACAAAAUAUGACAUUAAGAACAAUGACAAAUUUGCAUACUGCGACUUUCUCCAAAGCUGUGUCCUAUUAAUGAAACCACAAGAAAGUUCAUUGCUACAAAGGAUGAUCAUUCAGAAGCCACGAAUAUCGAGGAGUCCUGGACCACAGAGCCUGACAUUCUUCAAUGCAAUGCUAAGAAUUCAACCCCAGAUCUUGCACUGCUGGAGACCGAUGAGACGAACGUUUAAAUCCUAUGAUGAAAGUGGGAGCGGGCUGUUAAGUGUUCAGGAUUUCAGGCAGGUGCUGCGUCAGUAUCACAUCAACCUGACUGAGGAAGAGUUUUUUCACAUUUUGGAAUUUUAUGAUAAAACAUUAUCUUCAAAAAUUUCCUAUAAUGAUUUCCUCCGGGCAUUCCUGCAGUAGGAAAUGGAAGGUGUCAUCAAAUGCAAGAAACUACAGAUAACAGAGCUAAUGACUGAUUUAUAAUUUCUGAUUUCUAAUUAAUAAAUUAACCAACUACAGCCUUUCUUGCAUCAGCAAUCUCAAAAUACUUACAAUUCUGACAAAUACAGUGGCCACAGAUUGUAGAGGAAAUCUACAUGGCAGAACUAUUAAUAGUCACAUAAUCCAUUUAUCUGAGAAAAAUGAUACCACUUAAAGUUGUUAUAGUAAUGAUUCUUAAGACCUUACAGGCAUCUGCAAAAGAAAUACAUUUAAGAAAAAUCUUUUUUCUAAUUAAAGAGUUUUAUUAAUUAAAACCCCUUUUUUAAUUUCAGUAAAAAGGUUUGAAAGGCCUACUAUUCACUUUUAUAAGAUAAUAGAAAUAAUACAUUUGGAAAAUUAUAUUAUCCUUCAUUAUUAGAAAAUUGUCUGCUUUACAAUCUGCCUUCCCCCCGGCCGCCCCCCCCC
This is a messenger RNA of Caretta caretta (loggerhead turtle), 5061 nucleotides long. Lineage: Eukaryota; Metazoa; Chordata; Testudines; Cheloniidae. The record is from RefSeq and is a predicted model, not a curated record.